Molecule: messenger RNA, 3321 nt
Organism: Monosiga brevicollis MX1
Lineage: Eukaryota; Choanoflagellata; Craspedida; Salpingoecidae
Exons: 27
Coding region: 1-3321 (1106 amino acids)
Biological process (GO): phospholipid translocation
Cellular component (GO): plasma membrane
Molecular function (GO): ATPase-coupled intramembrane lipid carrier activity; ATP binding; ATP hydrolysis activity
Source: RefSeq, a predicted model, not a curated record
AUGUCGCAACACGGGGCCAGCACCGCCGGCGGGCAGCGAGUGCAUCGGACCCAAUCCGCUCUGCAGCCCCGUCGCCCCACGCUCUUUAGCUACGGCCGAUCCGAUGACCGCUACCGCACCAUCCGUCCCCUCAACCGCGAGUACAGCACCGAACAGGGCUACGUGAGCAACGGCAUCUCAACAAGCAAGUACACUUGGCUCACGUUGUUACCCAAGAACCUUUUCGAACAGUUUCAUCGCUUGGCCAACGUUUACUUCUUGUUCAUUGUCAUUCUCAACUGGCUGCCCAUGGUCCAGGCAUUUGCCAAGGAAAUCGCCAUGCUACCUCUUCUCUUCGUGCUGCUCGUAACGCUCGUCAAGGAUGCUUACGAAGACAGCCGUCGCCGUCGUCAAGACAAGGAGACCAACCGUCGCACCGCCAUGGUUUACGACAAAGGCACCGGCGAGUGGAACUCGGGGAUCGAAUGGCGCAACAUCGAAGUUGGUGACAUUAUUCAGCUGUACCAGAACGAAAUCAUCCCCGCCGAUAUGCUGCUGCUCGACACUUCCCAUGAGGACGGCAUCUGCUUUGUCGAAACAGCCAAUCUCGAUGGUGAAACCAACCUGAAGCAACGUCGUCUGUUUAUGGAGCGGACCGAGGCCUUUGAUCCGGAUGCUUUCUCCGAAACCUCACAAAUCGAGUGUGAGCUCCCGAACAACAAGAUUUACCAGUUCAACGGCACAAUGAAAAUCCGUGGGCACAAGGAAAUUGCUUUGGACCAAAACAACAUUCUGUUGCGCGGCUGCGUUCUCCGCAAUACGCGUCGUGCCAUUGGCAUUGUUGUAUAUGCCGGCCAUGACACCAAGUCCAUGCUCAAUAACACUGGCCCUCGCUCAAAGCGCUCAAAGCUUGAACGCGCCAUGAACUACCAGAUCCUGUACUGCUGCUUGAUCUUGGUGGUCAUGUGUGUUGCGGGUGGUAUUGGUGCCGGUGUUUGGAAGUCGGACCGUGACUGGAAGGACAUUCUGUACAUUCCAGGCAAAGACGACUACGCUCCCGCAGAAGAAGGCUUUAUUCGCAUCUUCACCUACUUUAUCAUCCUGCAGGUGAUGGUGCCCAUCUCCCUUUACGUCUCUAUUGAGCUGGUCAAACUUGUGCAAGUUUACUUCAUCCAGGAGGAUGAGAAGCUGGUCUAUGUGGACCCUGCGAAUCAGCACCGCCACAAGAUGAUGUGCCGUGCGCUCAACAUUACCGAAGAUCUGGGACAGAUCCAAUACAUCUUCUCAGACAAGACUGGCACUCUGACACAGAACAAAAUGAUUUUCCACCAGUGUUCCAUCAACGGCAUUCAUUACUCACACCCUCAUGAUGACACGGCAACGUUCCAAGAUGCUCGCUCAUUUCCCUUGGACCAAUCUCUUGUCGAAGACCUGGAGAAGGAUGGCGGCUUUGACGAUGACAGUGUUUUGCACAACUUUAUGCUCUCGCUUGCCAUGAACAACACGGUGGUGCCCAACAACGAGGACGGCGAACUGAAACACGAAGCUGAGUCACCCGAUGAGGCAGCCUUGGUGGCCGCCGCCUUUGUCUACAAAUACGUCUUGCUGAACCGCAAAUCCGGCCGAAUUCUGCUGAAGCUUGGCGACGACGAGUACAACAUGGAAAUUUUACAGACUCUCGAGUUUGAUAGCACUCGCAAGCGCAUGACUGUGAUUGCGCGUCUCCCCAACGGUCGCAUCCGUGCUUUUAUCAAGGGCGCGGACUCGGCCAUCAUGGACAUCAUGAAGCAGGGCGAUUCGGACCUCCGCGAGAAGACAGAGGCCCACCUGCAUGAUUUCGCGCGAAAUGGCUUGCAACCGCAGGCACGGCUGCGUGAAACUUACCUAGCCAUCGAGAAAGAGGUUACUCUUUUAGGCGCGACCGGUAUCGAAGACAAACUUCAAGAAGGCGUUCCGGAAGCCAUCGCCACCCUUCGCGAGGCCGGUAUCAAGGUUUGGGUCCUCACAGGCGACAAGCAAGAGACCGCCAUAGAAAUUGCUCACACAUGUCGGCUCAUGGAUGAGAGCCAAAGCACGAUCUUACUCAACUCUCAACUGGCCUCCAAACACCACUCCAAACCUCGAAGCAAGCGCAAUGAAGCCUUGCAUGAGCAGGCUGCCAAAGAGACUGGAGACAUUAUUCGGGGCAAACUGUCGGAAAUCGAACAGCCCAGCGCACGAAACAAACCCCUCGCACUCGUGGUGGAUGGUGCGACUCUAUCCUACGCCAUGCUUGAUCAGAACUCGGAUGCUUUCCUCGACCUCAGCCUGCGCUGCGCGGUGGUUGUGGCCUGCCGAACCGCUCCUUUGCAAAAAGCGCAGGUGGUCAAGCUGGUGAAGGAGAGCAUUGAUGUCAUGACGCUAGCCAUUGGUGAUGGUGCCAACGAUGUCAGCAUGAUUCAGAUGGCCCAUGUGGGCGUGGGCAUCUCCGGCCAAGAGGGCAUGCAGGCCGUUAUGGCCAGUGAUUUUGCCUUUGGACAAUUCCGCUUCUUGACUCGUCUUUUGCUGGUCCACGGCCAUUGGUCCUACGACCGCAUUGCCAGCCUUAUUUUGUACUUUUUCUACAAAAACUCAAGCUUGGUGUUUGUCAUCUUCUUUUACCAAUUCUUUGAUGGCUUCACGGGCCAGCCUCACAUCGAACAGAUGUACCUUCAAACCUACAAUCUUUUGUGGACUUCGCUGCCACCCAUCGUCACGGGCAUCUUUGACCAGGACGUGACCGAGGAUGCUCUUGAGGCUUUCCCCAUGCUUUAUGAGCAGGGUCGAGAGGAUUUGACUUACAAGGGCCGCUUCUGGCCCAUUAUUCUUGACUCCUUCUACCAGGCCGUGGUCAUCUUUUUCGUUCCUUACGCCGUCUACGUAGACAAGCUCGAAGACAAUGGCAUGUUGGUGAUGGGUACCAUCUCCAUCUUUUGCAUCAUCAUUGCCAAUCUGAUUCAAAACAUGAUUCUCACUCGUCACUACAUCUGGAUCCAUGCGCUCUGCCUGGCCUGGAGCUUUUUUGGUGUCUUUGCUUUUGCGUACAUUUACAACUCGCUGCUGCUCGAGACACCCUUGAUUCCGGACCCGUACUAUGUGAUGCAAAAUGCUUCGAGUGACGCAACAUUUUGGCUUUUGCUCAUCUUCUGCCCUGCAUUGGCAGUUCUGCCCCGCUUCCUUGCCAUGUUCUACCGCCGCUGGUGGCACCCGACGACUUCGCAACUCAUGCGCGAAGACUGGAUCAAGGAUCAGCGUCGACGCAAGCCUCUGCCGCUUUGGCUCAACCCUUGCUUGCCUUGGUCAGUCUUGUCUUGUCGAAGAUAA